UCUUUACCUGCCUGUAACUUGGGUGGGGGGAGUUGUCAGCCAGGUGGGCUUGUUGCCUGUGUUCUCAUCCUAGCAGUGUGGCUUAGUGGUGUUGUAUUCUUCAGCAAAUUAAUGAAUUUUCCUAAGCUUCCCAUUUCUGUAUCGUCAAAAUGAGGAUAAUUAUGCCCUCUGCCUUCCAAGGUUGUCCUAAAAAUUCCCUGGAGUCAUGCAUGUGAAUCUCGGAAGCUUGUGCAUACGGUCAUGUUUCCUCCUAAGGUUUUUAGGCACGAAGCAGCCGGCAGUACCUCCAGAAAACAGAACAAGCAGUUAGGAACCAGGGUACUAAGGGUCGAAGGCGCAUGCCCAGCCCUAGCAGGUGCUGGGGGGCGCAGCGCUGCCGCCGCGGCCUCCCCUUUAAGAACGCCGCCACCCACCGCCGUGGCUGCGGCAGGGACCUCCCCUUUAACUAACGGCGGCGGCUCCGCGCUCUUCUGCCCCCGCAACGGCUGCGGCUCCUGCGGCUCCUGCUGCCGCCGCCGCUCGGCUUCGGGUACCUGCCUCCUCGGCCCGGGCCGGAUCCCCGCCUGGCGCUGAGCGCGGCCCCGCCAUGGUGUCCUGGAUCAUCUCUCGCCUGGUGGUGCUCAUCUUCGGCACCCUGUACCCGGCCUACUCCUCCUACAAGGCGGUGAAGACAAAGAACGUGAAGGAGUAUGUGAAGUGGAUGAUGUACUGGAUCGUCUUUGCUUUCUUCACCACAGCUGAGACCCUCACAGACAUCGUGCUGUCCUGGUUCCCCUUCUACUUUGAGCUCAAGAUCGCCUUCGUGAUAUGGCUGCUGUCUCCUUACACCAAGGGUUCCAGCGUGCUCUACCGCAAGUUCGUGCACCCGACCCUGUCCAACAAGGAGAAGGAAAUCGACGAGUAUAUCACGCAGGCCCGAGACAAGAGCUAUGAGACCAUGAUGAGGGUAGGCAAGAGGGGCCUGAACCUCGCCGCCAAUGCCGCAGUCACGGCUGCUACCAAGGGCCAAGGAGUGCUGUCAGAGAAGCUCAGGAGCUUCAGCAUGCAGGACCUGACCCUGAUCCGGGAUGAAGAUGCCCUGCCCCUGCAGGGGCCCGAUGGCCGCCUCCGCCCAGGCCCUGGCAGCCUCCUGGAUACCAUCGAGGACUUAGGAGACGACCCUGCCCUGAGCAUAAGGCCCAGCACGAACCAGACCGAUUUCCGUACAGAGCCCUCUGAGGAGGACAUGGGAGACAAGGCCCCCAAGAGGGUCAAGUCCAUCAAAAAAGUGCCCAAGGCUGAGUCACCAUCUUCCAAGACCCUGAAGACGAGGCCCAAGAAAAAGCCUGUGGCUGGGGGCGAUUCAGCUUAAGCCCCUCUGCCCCCUCAUCUCUACCCCACGGGCUACAGAGCCAGGAGGAAGCUUGGGGCCAUCUGAGCCCAACCCAGCCCCUUCUUCAUGCUGUGCCACCAGCCUGGGGUGUCUCAGCAUGGGGCCUGCCCAGUGGACACUCCUCUGGAGGGCAGGCCCGGUGCUGGGAGAUGAGGGUGGAGCCUGGCCCAGAGCCUGAGAACUGAGCCACCCAGGGAGAUGGGGGAAGGCUCCUCAGCCUGUCUGGCCCUUCUCCCUCCUCCUACCCAGCCCUGUCCCUGCCCACCCAGUGCCUUGCUGAAGACCAUGGCCAUCCUCUCCUCUUAGGUCCCCACACGCGUCCACUGCUCUCUGAGUUGGAGGCAGCAUGGACCACAGCCCAAAUGGACCAAGGCUGAGCCUGAAGGCACCCGUGAGAAAAGGGGGAUCCACUGGGACUGCCUCAGGGAGGGAUCAGGUGGGGGCCAGCAGGUCACUGUUAUAACCCGAGGACAAUUGGAUUUAGUGUGGGCCAAAAUGGUCAGGAGGGCCGGGGCUGCAGCCGGCUCAGAAGGUGCCAACUAUCUCCACUAAAAACAGUGUGGGGUGGGGGUGGGGCACCCACUCAAGGACUCUCUCUCCAGUGGUCACUCCAUCUGCCCUCAGCCCCCUAGCCCCAAGGCCACCUCCUCCCCUCCUUGUCUCCCAAUCUCUGAGUUCAGAAGACCCCAGUCCAUGAGAGAAUGGGGUUCUGAGGGACCCUGUUCCUGCCAUAUGCCCUGGGCUGGACUCCUUUCCCCACUUGGAACUGGGGGCCCUACCCCAGGAUCCCCCAACCCCUGUUCCCAUUUUCUGUGCCAAGUAGACCUGGCCCUAUGUGAACAGAGCCCCAGUCCAGCUCAGCCCAGCCUCCACCCACACCCUGCUCCAGCUUCUGCCAGGCAGACCCUGAGAGGAGGACAGGAAGGCAGGAGCCAGGGGCUCCAAAAGCGUUGGGAGCCAGGAGAACUUUGACACUGGACGAGCCAAUAAACCCACCGCUGGCACCUCA
Molecule: messenger RNA, 2381 nt
Organism: Ochotona curzoniae (black-lipped pika)
Lineage: Eukaryota; Metazoa; Chordata; Mammalia; Lagomorpha; Ochotonidae
Gene: REEP2
Product: receptor accessory protein 2
Exons: 8
Coding region: 587-1351 (254 amino acids)
Biological process (GO): endoplasmic reticulum tubular network organization
Cellular component (GO): endoplasmic reticulum tubular network; endoplasmic reticulum membrane; cytoplasmic microtubule
Molecular function (GO): taste receptor binding; microtubule binding
Source: RefSeq, a predicted model, not a curated record